ACACCGGACAGUUAUCAAAGUGUGGAUAUUAAAGUGGCAUGAAAAAAGUGCAUAAUAAAUAGAGAAAAAGAAGAAUAAGAAUAAAAUAAAUUUAUUGCCAGUAACAAUUUACAAUAGCAAGAAUAUUUAGUAAAACUGAGAACACAGAAAAAUAACAACAAGAACUAACAGAUACAUGAUUUGUCCUGGCAACACAUUAAGAAGAACACAAAAUGGAAAAUUUUAACAUCACAACCUUUGACAAUGAAAGAUUCGAAAUAACAACAAUGUCGAAAGUUCUAACCAUCGUGCAAAAUGUCACAGUUUCGAUUUAUGAAACCAUAAAUGAAACAGUAAAUGAAACUUUGUUAAAUGAAAACAGGACUGAAGUUCCAUCACUUGAAGAUGAAGAAGAUGACAUUGGUCAUAACGAAGAAUUUUACAAUUCGACUUGCAAUGUUCUGAAUGAAUGUUCACCGUUAAUAUUAUACCUCGGACUUCUACCACUUUUGCUGUGUCUUAUUAUCUUUGUUAUAUUCAAUUGUAAAUUCUGCAAACUCUCAAACUACGUUUACAAUUUUUUCAGUAUGCAACACGGGAUCUUUGGGUUGUUGCACUUAUUCUGUCUCCCUCUAGCUUAUUCAAAUGAUCUAUGUGACUCCUCUUUUAGUUAUAUUCUCUUUUACUUUGAAUUAAUCUUGCCUCUUUGGACACUAGCGUUUGCAAGUAUAGUAUUUUUGCAAAUAUUUCUAUUCGGCCUAAACGUAAAUAUCUAUACGCGAAAAGAAUUAACUUCAUUUGGGCACGUAUCUACGUCAAUUGUACUGUUCUAUAAUGAGAUUGUGAACUUUUUGGUAGAACAAGACGUUCUGUCUUUAUCUAUAAGGUUUACAUCAGAGUUUCUAAUAAUGUGUGUACCGAUAAUGAUACUUUCGUUAGUAAUCAUAAAUAUGUUUCAGAAACCGAAAAUUCCGCUUUAUAUAUGCAGUUUUAUAGUUUCUCAGUUAUUAAUUUUCAUUUUAUCAGAUAUUCUUUUGGUUUGGUUUAACAUUGCUUUUUAUUACAAGAAAAGACCUGUAAAACUGGAGAUAUUAGCUUCGUUAUUGUGUUUAAGGUUGGUUGUUGAAGGCUGUUGGUUCUUGUUUAGUAAUGCUUUUAUAACACGUUUUAUAUCAAAAUGUCCGGAAGAUGAUGAUGUCAGUGUUGACACUAUCGAUAUGUCUGAUAUUACUCAUCGGGAACAUACUCGUGUCUAAUUAGUUUUAUUAGUUUUAACUGUUCAAAGGGGAAAUGCUGCCAGUCUUUUUGGCACUUUGCCUGAUGAUGCUUUGGAUGAGUUUUUCUAUAUGUCGUUUUGUGUUUUAAAAACUUACUUGUUUACUAAAUUCCUUUGUUUUCCCCUCUCCAUUGUGUACUACUGUAAAAUUGUAAAAUAUUGUAGUAUCCUUCAAAAAUAUUUUUGUAUUGUGUAACUAGGGAUUAAAAUUUAUAACUAA
Molecule: messenger RNA, 1475 nt
Organism: Pectinophora gossypiella (pink bollworm)
Lineage: Eukaryota; Metazoa; Arthropoda; Insecta; Lepidoptera; Gelechiidae
Exons: 2
Coding region: 213-1235 (340 amino acids)
Source: RefSeq, a predicted model, not a curated record